AUGAGAAGGUUCCAGCUAAGGGUGGACGCCAACGUGUCGGUGCACAGACCGGGGGAGCCGCUCGGCGUCAGGACAGAGGUGAAGAACAUCAACAGCGUUCGAUACCUGGCCAGGGCUAUCGACUACGAGAUCCGGAGACAGACAGAUGUCGUGCGGCGAGGAGGCAGCGUGCGCAACGAGACCCGCGCCUGUGACCCCAAAUCCGGGACGACUGUGGCCAUGAGGGACAAAGAGGUGUACGAAGACCCUUCCCGCAUUCCAUCGGGUGCUGACGUCCGGCAGGCGGUGGUGGUGCAGAGUUUGCGGGCCAAGCUGCCCGAGCUGCCUGGCGUGAGGAGAGACAGGCUGGUGGAGACGUACGACAUCCUGCCCGAGCACAGCUUCACCCUCUUGAACGAGGAAGGCCUAGUGGAAUACUUUGAGAGUGUGCUGAAGGCCACCAGCCGGGAGCCCAGGAAGGUGAUUGGCUGGGUGACAAACGAGCUGCUGGCCUUCCUCAAACAACAAGACUUGAACGUCAGCCAAAGCCAUGUCUCUCCUUCCUCCAUGGCCCAGCUGCUGGAGCUCCUGGAAGCAGGAAGCAACUCCUCUUCAGUGGCCAAGCAGGUGUUCCAGGAGAUGUGGAGGUGUUCAGGUGCAAAGACGGCGGCUCAGAUCAUCCACGAGCAGGACUUGAGCCUCAUUAGUGACAUGGAGCAGGUGCGCGUCAUCUGCGCCAAGGUUCUGGACUCGCAUCCGCACGAGGUGCAAGCCUUCCGAGCGGGCAAAAAGAAAGUUCUGAACAAGCUGAUGGGUUCGGUUCAGAAGGAGACCAAAGGCCGGGCUGACCCGGUUGCGGUGCGGAAGAUUCUGCAGGCCAAAAUUUCAGAAACUGUAUGAGUUGAUUGUACGACGUAAACUACUAAUGAGCAUCCCUCCAACUGCAUGUAUUGGCUAUAUGUAAAUAAUGUACUUUUUCUUUUUUAUAAUGUAUUACCUUCCUUUCACGAAAAAUGUCACAAGAACCAAUUGAUAAACCCUCACUGUGUAUAUUUAUAUUCAGUUUGUAUCACACAUCAUCUUUCCACAUUGAAAUGAAUGAAAAUGUUAUCCGUUCCAGCCUCCCCCACAAUUUUUUUAAUAGGGAAAAUUGUACUAUAAUAUUGUACUUUAUGAGAAACAGAGUACCAGUAUACUUAAAUAAAAUGUAAAACAAACUUUUUGCAUCAUUUCAUGCUACGAUUCAAUUCAGUGUGCUACUCCUGGUGUGUCAACCUUGGCCACUGGGAGGCAGUAUAAUACUGUACAGUCUUGCAGAAGCAUACAAAGACCAGACUUCUGUUACUACGCAGUAGAUUGCUGUAAUAGUACUCGUUUUUUGUAAAUAGGAUAAAGAAUGUAGACCUGAGUAUUGUUCUAUUAGUCUUUUGAUGUUUAGUUGUGGAGUGACAAAUAGCUUAAAGCUUCUUUUUUAUGUUCCCCCUUCCAUUUGAAGUGUUUUUUUUUUUUUGGGGGGGGGGGGGGGGGAAUGUACAAUCAAUAUGAUAAACUUACCUUUCCAACAGAAUUGUUGCCAAUUCCCUAUCACUUUUUAAUCAUCUCGGCU
Phyllopteryx taeniolatus (common seadragon) is the source of this 1585-nucleotide messenger RNA. Its product is annotated as glutamyl-tRNA(Gln) amidotransferase subunit B, mitochondrial-like. Gene Ontology annotation, biological process: glutaminyl-tRNAGln biosynthesis via transamidation; mitochondrial translation. Lineage: Eukaryota; Metazoa; Chordata; Actinopteri; Syngnathiformes; Syngnathidae. The coding region runs from base 1 to 879 and encodes 292 amino acids. The record is from RefSeq and is a predicted model, not a curated record. Gene Ontology annotation, molecular function: glutaminyl-tRNA synthase (glutamine-hydrolyzing) activity. The transcript has 9 exons.